CGUCGAUCUGUGGAAGGACUUAGCAUUCUUUGGGCCACUGCGAACUUCACAGCCUCGCUGGCAAACUGUUUCUUCGCUUUUUCUGCUGUACUGCCUGUGUAUAUCAGAAUAUCAGCGGUAUACAUGCCCAUUUUAGAGUUUUCCAUACUACUACAGUUUUGGUUCUACUCCAAGCACACUAUGCGGAUGAGAUUAUCCUACGGCGCUGGGUGUUUUCUGAUCUGGAUUGCAGUGAUCAGUUUAGAACUUUCCGUUUCCGAUGCCGAAAAAAAUGUCCAGUGGUUGGCAAUUGUACUUUGGUCUAUUGAGUCAUUUCCGCAGAUUUAUUUGAAUAUGCGUCUUCGCUCAACAGAUGGUCAGUCUACACUCUCUGUUGUAAUUACACUUGUUGGUAAAACAUUGGAUUUCUUGCCAAAUUACCUUCUGCUUUUGCCAGCACAAUACGUUGUCAUGACCUAUUUUUCAUGUACCAUGGCUUUUAUCAAUGGAAUACAGGUUAUCUGGUACCCCAAGCUGCAACCGAAAAAAAGUGCUGUCAUGAACACAACAUACGGCAGCUUCAGAAGUCCGAACGAGGAUGCCCUGGAAGCAAAUGACUGCGAACAAGUUCCUCUGAUGGCUGACGAGGAAAGCUCAGUGGAAGAUGUCGACAGAGGAUCUGUAGAAGAAAUGGCCUCCAUUUGCACAUUUGUUGUACCGAAUUUCGAAUUUCGUGCAAGGUUGCACGAUAUUCCGCUCUAUCAGCGGGGUUUUAUAUUUCUUCUUAUGCUGGCUGUGGUGGUUUUCAGCGUGUGCAUUUGCGUGAACACGGAGUCUGCGCUGGGAAUUUUCGCGCCAAUUUCGGUCGCAGUUUUUCUUUUUGGUGCGUUUUUGUAUCGAAAUUACCGCGAGGGCCGGUUGCAGUUCGCCAACUCUGUUUUGGCGUGGCUGGAUCGCUGCUGCGUUGAUAAACCCGUGCAGUACACGUGGCUGACACGUGAUGAUGAAUGAAGAACACUUGAA
This is a messenger RNA of Pocillopora damicornis (cauliflower coral), 1002 nucleotides long. RefSeq lists its product as uncharacterized. Lineage: Eukaryota; Metazoa; Cnidaria; Anthozoa; Scleractinia; Pocilloporidae. The record is from RefSeq and is a predicted model, not a curated record.